Messenger RNA from Pangasianodon hypophthalmus (striped catfish), 2809 nucleotides. RefSeq names its product RAD50 interactor 1 (gene rint1). Lineage: Eukaryota; Metazoa; Chordata; Actinopteri; Siluriformes; Pangasiidae. Bases 114 to 2471 code for a protein of 785 amino acids. Gene Ontology annotation, cellular component: Dsl1/NZR complex. The record is from RefSeq and is a predicted model, not a curated record. Gene Ontology annotation, biological process: regulation of ER to Golgi vesicle-mediated transport; endoplasmic reticulum to Golgi vesicle-mediated transport; retrograde vesicle-mediated transport, Golgi to endoplasmic reticulum. The transcript is spliced from 13 exons.
ACGAGUGCUUAAUUUGGAGCAGUAAUGUAGCAGCACUACAGCCUGGUGACCAGCAGAGGGCGCGCGUGGACUCACUGUCAGCUGAUGACGUGGAACGUUAAGGGGGAAAAAACAUGGCGGCGCCCGCAAACGAGCACAAUAACAGUGAUAACAUUGAUGUUUGUAAGCCCAGGUUAAUAAACGAUAAUAAUCCUGAUACCAAACAUGCGUCAGAGGACAGAAGCUGCAUGGAUCAUGUGGGUGAAGUGGUGGAGAGAGAAAUUGGUGGAGAUCUGAAAUCAGUGGGAAAAGUCAAGGGACUUCUUGAGAAACUGACAGCAGAGAACAAAGUGUUAGAGAUGCAGGUGGUGACCGUGUCGAGCUCGGUGCCUUUGCGUGUAUCGGCUGCACUCGCUGCUGCAGAGGAGGCCCGGUCCAAACUGGAGACUUUACUUCAGAGAGAGAGAGUCCUGUCCAACACACUGCAGCAACAUCUCAAGGGAGCACAGAGCUGGAAUGACAGCCUCGGACAAACUCUGGGAGAGCUAGACACACUGGAGAGACACAUGAAGUACCUCCAGUGCUUGUCUCGGAUCGAAGAGCUCAGUGACAGCAUUCAGCAGUUCCUGAUGACUAGCAGUGUCUGGGAGGCAAUCAGUGCAGUAGGCAACAUGGCCACUCUGGACAUGGAUCUUAAAGAGUCAAGCUGCACCCACCUCCAAGCAUUCCUCAGAGAAACACUGAACUUCUGGCAUAAGAUCCUGAAAGACAAACUCUCAAGUGAUUUUGAGGAGGUGCUGACGCAGCUGCACUGGCCAGUAGUGUCUCCCCCGACGCAGUCUCUCUCUCCAUUGGCCAACGCUCAGGAGCUCAACAGCCAAUUGGAGCUGCUCGUUUCUCAGCUCAUCUCCCUGCAGACGUCCGAUGACCUUAUAUCAGAGAAGAAGGAGGUGCCCACCCGCCCUGGCCUGCCUCAGACACCCCCACUCUCACUUCCUGUUCAGAUCAUGCUGCAGCCUCUCAGUAAGAGGUUUAGGUAUCACUUCACUGGGAACCGGCAGACCAACUCACUAAGCAAGCCAGAGUGGUAUCUGACUCAGGUCCUCAUGUGGAUGGGCCACAAUUCUAACUUCAUGGAGGAGAAGAUUCAGCCCAUUUUUGACUGUGCUGGUGCCAAAGUCAAUGCAAAGGUGGAGUUGUGCAGAGGGCUUCUUACUCUGGUGCAUGAGAAACUGGCCCACGAUGCCCAGCGGCUGCUCUAUGACGACGCUCUCUUCUGCCACCUGGUGGAUGAAGUGCUACAGUUUGAGAAGGAGCUGCGCUCCACACACGCCUACCCCAGCAACUACCCCGGAGCCCUGCACAUACUGCUGGAGGAGAACGUCUUUCAGAAGUGGCUCAGUGUGGAGAGAAAGAUGGCACUGGAGAAGGUGGAUGCCAUGUUGUCUGCAGAGGGAGCCUGGAGCUCUCAGUACAAAGACAUCACUGAUAUGGAUGAGCUGAAAGCACCAGACUGUGCAGAGACCUUUAUGACUUUACUGCUAGUCAUCACAGAUCGAUAUCGUUCCCUGCCGUGCCCUCGAGCUCAGCUCAGCUUCCUGGCUCUACAAAGAGAGCUGGUGGACGAUUUCCGCAUCCGUCUCACCCAAGUGAUGAAGGAAGAAUCCCGACAGCCACUGGGUGCCCGCUAUUGUGCCAUCUUGAAUGCUGCCAACUACAUAUCUACGGUUCUGAGUGACUGGGGUGACAAUGUGUUCUUCCUGCAGUUGCAGCAGGUAGCCGUGUCAGUCGGAGAGGAGGUCCUGGGGCCUCUCGGGGCCACAGAGAGUGGGCGCCUGGCCUCCCUGGAGGGCUCUCUGUUUGAAGGACUGCUCGCACUACUUGAGAGACUGAGAGGGGACAUGUUGGGCCGUCUGCUGGAUGCAGUUAUGAGAGACGUGAAGGAGAAAGCCCAGCCUUAUUGCAGAGACAGGUGGAUCUCUUUGCCGUCGCAGAGUGACCAGGCUACCAUGUCACUGUCCAGCUCUGCGUGUCCCAUGCUGCUGUGCCUGAGGGAUCACCUGCUCCAGCUGCAGCAGCUGCUGUGCCUGCCUCUGUUCCAGAUGUUCUGGCAGGGUCUGGCCGAGAGGCUCGACCUCUUCCUCUAUCAGGAUGUGAUCAUGUAUAACCACUUCAAUGAAGGUGGUGCUGCACAGCUCCAGUUUGACAUGACCAGAAACUUGUUUCCUUUGUUUGGACACUACUGCAAGAGACCUGAGAACUUCUUCAAACAUGUGAAGGAGGCCUGCAUCAUCCUGAAUCUGAAGGUCGGACCGGCUCUGUUGCUGUGUGACGUGCUGAAGCAGGAGGAGGAACCGGAAGAGGGCGAGGCCUCUCUGAGACCCCAGCAGCCCACCCCUGAGUCAGCUCUGAAUGAGAUGGGCGUGUACAAGCUGGCUCCGAGUGAUGCACAGAUCCUCCUGAAUCUGCGCUCUGCCUGGCUCAACCACUGAGUUAUGAAUUCUGACUAAAUCAGCAUCAGUGGCCCUUCAACGCAAAGACGCGCAGCUGGCCAAACAACAUUCUUACAUGCUCUCUACUUCUGACGGUGCAGAGUUUACAGAAACUACAGUAUGAAAUGAAGCCGUUCUAAUAUGAAUGGGGUGGCAGUGUUUGGAAAAAAAACUCUCCACCCUGGUGCAUCUUUCCACUCAGUCUAAUCAUUAAAAGGUCUGGACAUGUUGAGAUUGCUGUUUUAAGCGAUCCAAAUAACCUGUAAUCUGUAUAACUAUGUAAUGAGUGUGUCUUUUGAAAGUCUAAUAAAUUCACAGUGGUUGUGAAUAAUUUCCUA